Adineta ricciae is the source of this 5436-nucleotide messenger RNA. The record is from the annotation of a GenBank genome assembly. NCBI's taxonomy places the organism in Eukaryota, Metazoa, Rotifera, Eurotatoria, Adinetida, Adinetidae.
AUGAAAGCUUAUCAGAGAGUGAUCAAUCUUUGGUACAUUUUCUGCUUUUCAUCAACAUUUCUGAAUUCUUUCGUAUUAAUUUAUCAUACGGAAAACUCUCCUUCAGUACAACACUAUGAUUGUAUUUAUUAUACACAAACAGUAGUUUCAAAUCAUAUUCCAGCAGUGAAAUAUUGUCGUCAGUUGAACGAGAGUCAACCGCUAGAACGUGAUUUCAAUCAAUCAUGUCACAAUGGUGGUCAUUUGUGGUCUUUUGAAAAGUUAUCAGCAUUGAAAGUGUCGCCAUCAGAAGUGUUACAAUGGAGUUCAAGUGUUGAACAAGUUGAUCGUUAUUCCAAAUAUUUAUCCAACAAUUCAACUGAAUUGAAAAAUCACUAUUUAUGUAAUUGUUCAAAUCCAUCGUCAUUUGGCAAAUUCUGUGAAUAUCUCUUUUAUGGGCAAAGUAUUUCUUUUCAUGAUGCAAUUACCAAACAAUUUCAACCAUUCGAAAAUUACGAUAUGCACACUAACAAGAUUUAUGUUGGUAGGCAACUUCAUGAGAAUCGACCAUGUUACAUAACAUGGAUUUGUAAUUCAGGAUCGAUGUGUCUCGAUUGGAGACACAUCUGUGAUGGUAAACAACAGUGUAUGGAUGGAAUUGAUGAAGAUUAUUGUGAAAAAUUAGAAUUUAAUGAAUGUGAAGAUGAUGAAUAUCGAUGUGCGAAUGGAAUGUGUAUUCCAGAUGAAUAUUGGUUAGAUGGAGAUUACGAUUGUAUGGAUUGGACAGAUGAAAAAGACACUCUUGUUGGUUCAGGAUUCGGAUGUUUCACUACGCCUUCAGUAGUUUGUGAUGAACAUCUGUGUCCCUAUGUACAAUGGUCAUGUGGUGAUGGCCAAUGCAUUCCUUAUACUGCUGAUCGACACACAGGUCUUCGCUCUUCUCGGCACAACUUCUGUCAUAAUAUGCGAGAUGUGAAUUUCAUGUGCGAAUCAGUAAUAAGAGAAUCGAGAUCAUGGUGGACGAUUGAUAAUGGAUAUUGUUUACCUUACUCAGUCAAUUAUCAAACAUUGGGGCUCGACUCUACGGUCAGUACUGAUAAAUGCAAUUUCUCUAUCAAAUGCGCAUUGACUUAUGGCCUUAACAAGGAUUGUCAAUGUAAAAAUGCUACUGCGUGCCGUUCAACAGUUCUCGAGUCAUGUUCAAAGCCGUAUGUGUUCUAUCCGGGAUCUGGGCCACUUCUUACUCCUCAAUUGGAUAUGGUUUAUGAACGUGAUCAUGAUUGGACAAAGAAAAAACCUGACAUAUAUGGAUUGCAUGGAAGGGCAAAAUGUAUUGGUUAUCAAUUUAUCACAAAGCAGAGAAGGUUUUACAAGGUUACGCAAAAUAUGUACUUUUAUGAUCCCACGACGUUCGAGUAUAUUCUUUGUAUUAUGAUAACAACAGAUCAAGGCAUUCGAAGUUACACGGGUCCACAUUAUGAUGUAAAUUGUUGGAACGAUUCGAAAACAUUCAACAAUCAUUCUUAUCAAGUUUCGUUUCGCUGUUUUACAAGAUGUAUCUCCAAAUAUCGAGUCAGAGAUGGAAUAUCGGAUUGUUUUAAUAAUAAUGAUGAACUUUCAAAUCUCAAUAACUCUUGUCUAGAAAUUCAGCGUCAUCGUUUUCAAUGUUCAUCAUCUGAAUUGACUUGUUUAUUAGUAGGUGCCGUAGGAGAUACGUUUCCUCAUUGUUCUAAUCAGCGAGAUGAAUUUCAGCGUGAAGUUAGUGCUGUCCCAAUGCGCAACGUUAAUUGCAUAGAAAGAGAAGGUUUGGGAUGUACUUAUCUUCGAGAAUACAUUGAAACUUCGUCGAAAAAUAAUUCAAAUGGCAUUACAGUUGUGAAUAGUUCUCUUCUCAGUGACCAUCUAGUAGCGGGAGCUCCAUUUCAGUUGUAUUGUGAUUCAUUUUUCAAUAUAAACUCACCACUUGAUGAGUCAAUAGAGUUUUGUAAAAACUGGAUUUGUCCUCGUGAUCAAUAUCAAUGUUUAUCCGGACAAUGUAUUUCUUUGAGUUGGGUGUGUGAUGGAGAAUGGGAUUGUGGUGAUGGAUCAGAUGAACAAGGUCUUUUUGCGAUCGAUCGUCUUAAUGAACAUAAUUCAAUGUUAAAGAAUUUAAGCGAAUUACAAGGCAAAUGUGCUGGACUGUAUCGAUUCGAUAAUGUUCCAUUUUCUGAUAUUUGUAAUAUUUCCAGAGAAUAUCCAUGUUUUCGGAGUGGUAUCGAUGAUCCAUUGAAUGUUACAAAACAUCGUCCAUGUAUUAACUUGACACAGAUUGGAGAUGGAAAAACAGAUUGUUUAACUGCUUUGGAUGAGAGAAAUCGAUUACGAUGUACAGGUUACGGUAUGUUAGGUUUUUAUCUUCAACUCAACAAUGGUUUUUGUGCAACGUAUCGUCAUCUAUGUACAGAUACCUUGAAGUGGAUACCGACUGACGAUGUAGACUAUAAUGCAGCGUGUUUUUAUCAGAAAUUUCGAUUUGAAAACAUCUCAACAAAUGUUUGCAAUGGUACCAAAGAUGUGAUGUGUUUAAACGGUACUUGCAUUAAAGAUGCUCGAUGUAAUGAUCGAAGAGAAUGUUCUCACGGUGAAGAUGAAUACCGAUGUCUAUCAUUAAAUCAAGAAUCAACGAAAUACAGAGAGCUUAAAGAUGAAAUACUUCCAGUAAUACAGUUAAAGAAUUAUCCGUCACAAAAAGACUUUUUGAUUAAAAUGGCUCGUCGAUCAUUGAUUGAAAAUGAAAGAAAUCAUUCAUUCGUUCCUUCAUUCAAUUCGAAAUCAAAUGAUGAAAUGACCCGAGUAUUUGGUUCGAAUCAUUCCGGAAGAAAAACUGUUUAUGAAAUUGUUCGUGAUUCCGUGGAAGAGGCUAAAAUAGAAUUUUCGAAAGAUUAUCUUCCAUAUAUUUGUAAUCGCGGUGUUGCAGUGAAAUAUUUCACAGGUCAUACAGUUUGUUUUUGUCCAUCAAGUUUCUAUGGUGAACAAUGUCAGUUUUAUAGUGAUCGGAUUACAGUUCUCACGCAUCUCGAUCUGAAUAAUUAUCGAUCAUUUCAGAAUACGAUCAAAGUGUUAGCAGCAUUCUUAUUUGAAGAUAAAAUCAUUGACUAUUAUGAAUUUCAUGUUGAUCCUCGAAGAGAAAACGAAAAGAAUUUUGUUAAACAACAGAUUUAUUUUGUUUAUCCACGAUCGAAAGAAUUUCUGCAAAUAAAAAAGACAAAUCGAAAUGGAACUCAACUAUACAAAGUUCAGUUUGAAAUAUUUCAGUUACAUUUGAAUGGAGAGAUCGAAAUCAGUGGAGUUUGGAAAUAUCCGAUCUAUUUUGACUUUCUUCCAUCAUUUCGUUUAGCUAAAAUCUUACGUUUUCCAUCCGACGAUUCCACAACUCUUCCUGAUCCUUGUUUAAAUCAUUUGUGUAGCGAAAAUGGAAUCUGCCAGAAGAUUAUCAAUUCGAAUUCUUCGGAAUCGAUUUGUUCAUGUAAAAGCGGUUAUUAUGGCAUUCGUUGUGAACGUUACGAUGAGAAAUGUCAGAAUUAUUGUUCACCUAAAUCAAUUUGUAAACCAAAAUCUCGUGGUAUUUUAACAGACAAUCAAGGUCAUCCAUUAUGCUUGUGUUCAACAUCAACAUUUGGCACCGAAUGUUAUUUCAAAAACGACAAUAGCGCACGAAAACUAUGUUUUAAUGGAGGAACUUAUGUUCUCCUCUAUGAUUUUACUAAUAUCAGCAGGUUUAUUUGCAUUUGUACUGAUUUCUUUCAAGGAAUUUAUUGUGAAACACCAAAACCAAUGAUAAAUAUCUUAUUGCUAUUAUCGGAAAAUUCUGUCUUGCAAAGAAGCGACGUGGUUGCUGCAACAGUUGCCUCCAGUGAUUAUGAUAUUCGGGCAGUACGUUUCAAUACUCCUCUUCAAAAAGUUUAUGCAGGUUUCCCUUCUGAGUUGAAGCUCAGCUACGAAGAAAAAGUUGCUCCAAAUGCACCAAUCAAAGCUGUUUUGAGAGUUUAUGAGAAAAGUUCUGUGGGCAAAGAAGCAAAGUAUUUUCUCUUGUACUUUCAAUUUAACCCAAAGGCAAUAAAUUUAACAAUUGAUCUGACAUCGGAAAGCCAUUGUCCACCAGUUGAAACAUUAUGGCAUUUAAUUGAGAACACAGAAAAUGUUGAUAACUCUUCGUUUAACUCGACGACUUCUGUUUUCUUUUAUCAUCGAAUCUGUCAAUUAAAAAACAACACGAACACAACAUUGAUAUGUUUCCGUGAUCUGAGAUAUCUUUGUAUUUGUGAAUCUGACUAUUAUCGUGCUGAAUGUUUUGAAUAUGAUCGUUCACUGGAUCAAUGUUCUUCGUGUUUAGCCAAUGGUUAUUGUUUGAAAGGGGAACUAAAUAAUAAAUCGGAUUUUCUGUGUAUUUGUCCACGUUGUUUCAAUGGAAAGAUGUGUCAGGAUUCAACAGAGUUGAUGAGUAUUACUUUGGACUCAUUGAUUACCAAAGAUAUUCAAAAUGAUCGUCAUAUUUCUGUUGGAAUCUACAUUUCAUUUUCACUUCUGAUCUUUUUCUUUGCUUUGUUCAAUAAUUUCAACAGUUUUCUGACAUUUCUUCGUCCAAAAGCACGGCAAAUGCCUGUUGGAAUCUAUCUCCUAAUUGUUUCCGUUAUUGAUCAAUGUUCCUUGUCACUUUUAUUCUUGAAAAUCGUUCAUGUUAUCCUUGGAAGUAAUGGAAUCUUAUUCGAAUACGAAAGUGUUAAUCUCUAUUCAUGUAAAAUCCUUUCUUAUCUUCUUUCUGUAUUCACACGAAUUACUUAUUGGUUAACAAGUUUGGUAACAAUUGAACGUUUAUGUUUGGUUUUAUUUCCAACAUCUCCUAUUUUAAAGAGUACACGCCGAGCACUCGGUUUAAGUCUUUUUAUCAUAAUAUUUGUCUUUAGCAUGCAUAUACAUGAAUUGAUCAAUUAUAGAACAAUUGUUGAUUUUUCUUACACAUCUACUGAUACAACUCUUUGUGUGACAAGUUAUGUUCAAACAACUAUUGCAAUUUAUAAUCGUGUCAAUGUGUUGUUUCAUUAUUUUAUUCCAUUUCUGAUUCAAAUUAUCUCCAUAACAAUCUUAAUCAUUCAAUUGGCUUUCAGUCGAGCACGAGCAAAUAAAAAUAAGAAACAAACCUUUACAAAUCUACUUAUGCAACAACUGAAAGAACAAAAGGAACAGUACGUUGUCCCGAUUAUUAUUGUCUUUAGUUCAUUACCACAAACAAUUACAUCAUUUUCAUAUGCAUGUACUGAAUUAAAACAAUCCUGGCAACGAUAUAUUUUGUUAACUACCUAUUUCUUUUCAUAUUUACCACAAAUGUUGGGUUUUAUUUUAUACGUAUUACCAUCAACAACCUUUUCAGAAGAAUUUCAUCAAACUAGAAUUGGAAAAAUAUUUCUUCGAUUAAAAUGA